UCCCCAAUCUCGUACAGUUUUCGCAAAGUUUUCACAUUUUCAUUGAUUUUAUUUAAAUUAUCUCAAUAUUCCUGUAUCGAGCCGAGGUGCAACUGCUGGCUGCACAAUGACUAACUUUAUAUCUUUAAAUCUACGUGAUUUCGGUCUAUCAGACGAUAUAACGGAGACUGUAAAAUCGACAACACCAUUCUGUUUAUGUUGCUUGGCCAAAAACGGCACUCUUAUUAAACUAAUGGACUGUAAACAUACGUAUUUCCUAGUGUCGAUGGGACCACUGAAGAUGGAUAUAACAGAUCAUUUCGUGUGCAGCUCGUGCCACAGACAUCUGGAAAAGAUAGAGACAUUCAGAAAUCAAGUGCUGGAGAGCAAAAGAAUCCUAGACCAUGAGUCCCACCUAAUACCAACAUACCAGCUGCCCUCCUCUAUCAAAAUAACCGACAUCCAGCACUUGGACAUAGAUGAAAAUGAGGUUUCCAUAAAAAAAGAACUCCCAAACAUGUUGUCCAACAUAUCCGAACCCAUCGUGACGAUACACGAGGAACCUGAGCCGGAACCAAGCAAACUGUUUAAAAGGCUGAAUAAGAACCCGGUGAAGAAGAAAAAGAAAGUUGUUUUAAAAGCAAAACCUAAAGUGGAACCGGUAUACGACGACGAAGACGACGCCCCUCUCAAACCUCGCCGGCAGACGCGCCAGCCCCUCUAUAAGAAGUUCGCGGGAAAAAUCAAAAUGGUGAAGCUAUCAGAAGAAGAAAUGCAACAAGAGAGGGUUAGAGAUGCGAUGCACGAACCGUUUCUGAAGUUACCUUACAAGUGCUUCAACUGUAUAGUCGGGUUUGACCAUGAGCCGAACUAUAAGGACCAUAUUGAGAAGAGGCAUAAAACUUACAAGGGCGGCGCGUCGUGCCACAUCUGCCACUCGGUGCUCGCGGCCGGCAGCUCGCACCGCAAGCACGUCAAGAACCACUACACCAGAUACGACUGCGAGGAUUGCGGCAAGCGCUACGCGACGAUUCUAUCAGUGAUGCAGCACUACAACACCACGCACGGCAGCGUCGGGGUCACUUACAACUGCCGACACUGCGACUACUCCACACACCUAAUCAGCGCGUACGCAUACCACCGCAACAAGCAUCGAGCCGACCUGCAGUGCGCCGAGUGCGGCAAGCUCUGCUCCAGUAAUGCCAACCUGAAGACACACCUGUUCGCCGUGCACCGCAAGUCGGACCGGCAGUACGUGUGUGCGCUGUGCAACAAGGCCUACAACACCAAGUCGGGCCUCGAGCACCACAUGUCCACGCUGCAUGCCACCGCGGCGCCCACCAACGCGUACUGCAUCGAGUGCAACAUCCAGUUCAACUCGAUGCGGUCGUACAAGGCGCAUCUGCGGCUCAACUCUAAGCAUAUCACUGAGGAUUCUAAGAAAUACGAGUGCAAGGAGUGCGGCGCCAAGUUCAUCACGAACGCGUCCAUGAAGCGGCACGUGGAGUGGGUGCACCUCAAGAUGUUCAAGCACCAGUGCCCCAAGUGUAUGGAGUUCUUCCGCACGGCGGCGCUGAUGAAGAAGCACGACGAGAUCGUGCACGAGAAGAAGCUGCCGCCCCGGAACAAGAUCUGCCAGUACUGCGGGAAGGGGUUCACGACGUCGCAGAUCCUGCGCACGCACAUCCGCACGCACACGGGCGAGCGGCCGCUGCGCUGCUCCGUGUGCGGCGCCACCUUCGCGCACAACGCCGCGCUGUACACGCACUGCAAGCUCAUACACAAGCGCGCCGCCAGCCGCCGCGGCCGCCAGCCGCUCUAGAGUACACGUCACACUGGCGGGAUUGGCUG
Molecule: messenger RNA, 1830 nt
Organism: Plutella xylostella (diamondback moth)
Lineage: Eukaryota; Metazoa; Arthropoda; Insecta; Lepidoptera; Plutellidae
Product: zinc finger Y-chromosomal protein 2
Cellular component (GO): nucleus
Molecular function (GO): zinc ion binding
Source: RefSeq, a predicted model, not a curated record